AGGACACAGGAUGAGGCCAAGGCGGCUGAGUUGGAGGCAAAGUACCAUUCCAUGCUGAGCCAGGGCGAGAGGAUCCAAGACUUGCAAGUGGCCUUGGGGAAGGCCGUGAAGGAAGCCAACUAUUUGAAGGCUCACUGGAUUCAACAAGAACUGCAACAAAUGGGCGCAGCUGACGCUUCGGUUCCUGCCCCACUUCCAGAGGUGGGACUUGCCUUUGGGCUUUGGAGUGUGUUUCGCAGCAGCACCAGCCAAGCACUGUGUGGAGGAGUGGCUGGUGCUAGUGCAAUGGCCUUGCAAAUCACUUCGCUGAUGUGGCUUCGGACCAUCAUGAACUACCAGUACCGCUAUGGCAUGACGAUGCGCGAGGCGAUGCGGGACCUGUAUGUGCAGGGCGGCCUCCCGCGCUUUUAUCGCGGCAUCGGGCCUGCCCUGGUGCAGGGGCCAUUGAUGCGCUUCGUCGACUCUUCCGCCAAUGCCGGGGUGUUGGCCUUUUUCCAGAGUGCACAUGCAGAGAAUUGGCCGGUUUGGAUUCAGACCAUUUUUGCGUCCGCCUCCGCCGCAAGCCUCCGCAUCGCGUUGAUGCCUCUGGAUGCCGUGAAGACGGUUCUGCAGGUUGAUGGUCAUCAUGGGCUCGCGCAGCUCUUUGCCCGAUGCCGGGCUGGAGGAUCUUCCGUGCUUUUUCGUGGGGCCAUGGCAUCUUCUGCUGCGACCUUCGUCAGUCACUACCCGUGGUUCACAGUCUUCAACUGCCUCAAUCGCCAGCUGCCCCAGUACGAGAAGCGCUCCCAGCAGCUGCUGCGGAAUGCGGGGAUUGGCUUUUGUGCUUCCGUCUGCUCUGACACUGUGUCCAACUCCCUACGGGUGUUGAAGACGCACCGGCAGACGCACGAUCAGGGCUCCUACCUUGGCAUCGCACAGGCAGUCAUCCGCACGGACGGGGUCACUGGCUUGCUGAGCAGGGGAUUGACCACACGCAUCAUUGCAAACGGCCUUUCUGGCAUGGUCUUUUCAGUGCUCUAUCGGCUUUUUGAGGAGCCUCUGGUGAAGAGGUGAUCCAGGAUCGUCAGGGACAGUGGUCCAAAUUGAUGAUUCAGACGCGUUGGUGCAUGGCUUGAAAUUGGAUCAUGCGAACAACCGUUAGACUAAGCUGACCGGCUUGGCAUGAGUUACAUGAAGAAAACCCUUUUGGAAAAGGCUCCCAAGCUUGACUUACCUUUCGAAAGGAUAACGCACCAGUGAGGUGGAGAGAGAAGGAAGUUUUGGGCUGGAACAGGCAGACCCAAACCGUUUUCCGAAUUCACGUAGCAUAGUGCCAUGUAAUUUAGCAUUCAGGGAUCCUGAUUAUCGAGUGGACUCUGAGGGGGACGUUUUUCACCUCAGUGUGCACAUCUUUCGCCUUUGCUGCAAGACGGCAGGGCGGCAGGGUCACUGGCUGAGAGUAUUCAAAAAAGAGGUUAAAGACCAC
Messenger RNA from Durusdinium trenchii, 1465 nucleotides. Lineage: Eukaryota; Dinophyceae; Suessiales; Symbiodiniaceae. The record is from the annotation of a GenBank genome assembly.